CAGCUACACCCCAAGAAACUUCGCACAGUCGAGUUUUGUCGGAUACCUUCUGUUCCCUAUCAUUCCGUUUUGAUUCUGGUCUGUAGGUGGUUGCUCUCCUGCCGAGAUACCAUUGUUUUUAUGCUAACAUUCUCUUUCACUUGCUGGGAUGUCUAUUGUGUGCGCUCUAGUUUAUAGGGACGCAGGGAUGCCGCAGAUGAUUACACCCGUCUGAGGAUCGCUGAUCUCGACCGAGACUAUCUCUCUCUCUCUAUUUCUCAGUACUGUUCUUACACCCCCGUCCUUCGCUAUGAGUUGUCUAGAUGUGAUGUAUCACCAGAGCUAUGGCUCGCACUAUCUCGCAGCGACUCCAGCGGCGGCAGCGGCAGCCUACAAAGCGGCGUACUAUCAGCACCAUCAUCAUCACCAACAGCAACAGAAGAAGCUGAGUGCGUACAGUAAGAUGCAAGAAUGUGUGGAACAGCAGUCUUUUGAGAGGCAGCGUGCUAGCCGAACGGCCGGGGAGCAAGGGGUCCGGAGGGGCCUUGAGGGACCAGGGGCUGAGGCUGGGACAGGGUCUGGGGAUGGAGCUGGUGCUGGGCCAGGGAAGGACAGCCACCCUCCGGAGUACCUGAGCUCCAGGUGUGUCCUGUUCACCUACUUCCAUGGAGACAUCGGAGACGUGGUGGAUGAACAUUUCUCCCGUGCUCUGAGUCAACCCAGUGCCUUCAGCGGGGAAACCAAGCCCACCAGGACCCACACAGCACCAGCCUCAGCAAGCAUCUGGAAAGAUGGCUUGUCUCUCUCAGACGGCCAGUGCAGCUCCUUCCCCUCCUCUGUGUGGAGUACGUCUUAUCCCUCCCAGCCCAGCCCCUGCCUCCCCUCCGUCUCCGUCUCCAUCCAUCCAGACUUCUCCCCCAGUCCUGCUACUUUCCACGCCCCAGACGGGGCACUCUGGGCAGGCCCCGCUCUCUCCCAGGCCAGCCUGCCCCCUCAGGCCUCCCUCCCCGAUGCCUGGUCUUACAGCCUCAGCCCCCAGACUUCAGCGAGCUACCCACACGUCCACGAGGUCUACCCCCAUCCCCACCAACAUCCCCACUCCCACCCCCACACGCAUGUGCACAGCCGUCACCCCCACCCGAUGUUACACUCUCACCCAGGCCAUGGCCCAGCCCUGGACCCCAGGUUCAGCCCGCUGUUGUUGCCCGGAGUUCGUCCCCAGAGCCAUAGCUCAGCCCACAGUCCUGGAUCCCACAGCUCACCUCACGGGGGGGCUCUGAAGACUGAGCUGGACCCAAGCAGCCCCAGCCCUGCCCCAGCCCCCUCCACUUGGCCCUCGACCCUCCAUGGAGCCCUGGAUGUCUACGAUUCAGUUGUGGAGCAGGAUAAAGUGAAGGGCUCAAUUUGGUUCUAAGAGGCAGCGGACCCAUCUCCCUGACUCAGAGCUGUGAUCGGCACAUCACCCAUGGGCCUGGAGCUGGAAUCCUGCCUGGAAACUUGACACAUUUCCUGGGAAUACAAGAAUUUUGUCAAGAAGAGAGACUCUGUCCUCAGCUCCUAGUGUUUUUGUCAUCGUGAUCCCAGCUCUGAGAUGUCUCUGGAGAGAUGCAGUCUUGUGAGGCCUGUCCACAGCUUUAGUUCUGUUUAAAGAACCUCAUUUUGUGGGAACACUGCUUACUUGCCUUGUUGUCCCCCUUUUUUUCUAAAAUGGUUUUGUGUAUAUGUUAUGUGUGUGCGUAUGUGUUCGUGUGUGUAAUUUGCUUGUGAUGUAUUUUGUGUUUACAGAUAUCAGGAGUUGUCGUAAGAUAAGUGUCACAUGCUAAAUUGAUGUCAAAUGCUCUUCUGUUAUUUUCCCUUGUGCUGAAGAAAAACAUACUGUAAAUAUUGAUAUCCAUAAUAAAUUGCUGAGUUCUAUGAGCAAA
This is a messenger RNA of Hypomesus transpacificus, 1901 nucleotides long. It is a transcript of the gene vgll3, whose product is annotated as vestigial-like family member 3. The transcript has 4 exons. Lineage: Eukaryota; Metazoa; Chordata; Actinopteri; Osmeriformes; Osmeridae. Gene Ontology annotation, cellular component: nucleus. Gene Ontology annotation, biological process: regulation of transcription by RNA polymerase II. Bases 290 to 1393 code for a protein of 367 amino acids. The record is from RefSeq and is a predicted model, not a curated record.